AUGACCAACAAUGUAUCGGUGGGGAGUCUUGGGAAAUAUCCUGUUUUAAGAGACAGUGCACACAUCUACCCACUGUCUGCUUUACAUGGUCCCGUUUCUCUCCCAAGAAACCCAUACUCACCCAGUCUCGACACCGCCCCCGCAACCACCCACAAGACCGAAACUCUUAAUGUUGCCACCCGUCGAGUCGAGCCGUGUCUGAGUUGUAUAUAUUAUUCAUCACUAGUCCCUGAAUUCCGCGCCGUGAAAAUAUUGAAUAUAAACAAUCAGCAAGUCAAAGAAAAAGUGGGACGGAGAACCGUGGAAUGGUCUCCGCUUUCUCCUCUACCGUCUCCUCGUUUCUCUCUCUCUUUCUCUCUCUACCUCCCUCCCUCCCUCCCUCCCCCUGAGAUAUCUCCCUUUAAAUCUUUCGGAUAUAGCCACCUUCAUCCCCUCUCAAUCACUCUUAAUCACCUCUCUCUCUCUCUCUCUCUCUCGCUCUCUCUGAGACAUUCGUUUUUCUCUUUUUAUCUGACAAUUUUCUCACUCUCUCUUUCUCACCCAUCUCCCUCUCGUUAUCACUUUCCCUCUUUCUUCCUAUACUCUCCCUUUCUUCCACUAUCAUCUUCUCUCUCUUCCAGUAACAUCAUCUUCCUUCAAGUAUCAUCAUCUCUUUCUUUUCCAAGCAUCAUUCUCUUUCUUCCUCUUUCUUUGAAUAUCUUCUCUAAUUUAAUCUUUAAUUUCUUCAUUUUUCCAUUCUAUUCGAAUCUUCUUUUCUGUCACCACCUCAACUUGAAGCAGCAGGUAUUCUUAAAUUUGUCAUCGUUCGAUCCGUUACUAAUAAAAUAA
Molecule: messenger RNA, 828 nt
Organism: Acanthosepion pharaonis
Lineage: Eukaryota; Metazoa; Mollusca; Cephalopoda; Sepiida; Sepiidae
Source: the annotation of a GenBank genome assembly